This is a messenger RNA of Naegleria lovaniensis, 2259 nucleotides long. RefSeq lists its product as uncharacterized. Gene Ontology annotation, molecular function: DNA helicase activity. Bases 1 to 2259 code for a protein of 752 amino acids. Lineage: Eukaryota; Heterolobosea; Eutetramitea; Acrasida; Naegleriidae. The transcript has 5 exons. The record is from RefSeq and is a predicted model, not a curated record. Gene Ontology annotation, biological process: telomere maintenance; DNA repair.
AUGAAUCGGAAUGGUAUUUAUUUUGUUCCUGCAACAACACCAUCCAACAACAACAACAAGAAGGAAACACCCUCUCGGAAUUUCAAUCAACAUUCCCAUGGGAAUACAAUUUCAUCAUCAUCCUCUUACCUGGACAAGGCUAUUCAACAGCAUCAUGAAAUGAGAAUGAAAAUAGCAUCCAAUCCAAAGAAGAACCAUUCUACUGCUACUACAAGUACGAAUAAUACUCGCUCUCAAAACAACACUCAUCGAACAGAAGCAAUGCAAUCUUCUCUAUCCUCUUCUCAUUCAAUACCAUCUGAUCUAUUUCCAGAGUUAGCCAAUUUUGAUAUGAAUGAAUGUGAGAAUUAUUCAAAUCUUUUAUCAAAAUUAAGUGAUGAACAAUUAAAAGUAUUGAAAUGUGCCAUUGAAGGACAUUCAAUAUUUAUUACAGGUGUUGCUGGAACUGGAAAAUCAUUUCUAUUGGAAUGUAUUAUUAAAACAUUGACCAAUGUCUAUCAAAAGAAAGUAGUUGUCACAGCCAGCACUGGAAUUGCAGCAGUGAAUAUUGGAGGCUCUACCAUUCAUUCAUUUGCAGGUAUUAGAACACUUGACAAUGGUAAAGUGGAUAGUAAAACUGCGUGGAGAAAUGAUAAAGAAUGGCAAUCUACAGAUGUUUUAAUCAUUGAUGAAAUAUCCAUGAUUGAUGCUCAAUAUUUUGAUCAACUUGAAUCCAUAGCAACAGAGAUUAGAUGUUUCUUUGAAAUUGCAACAUCAAAAGCACCACAAGAAAUUGUCAUGAAACAAUUACCUUCAUUUGGUGGAAUUCAAGUGAUUUUAUGUGGUGAUUUUUUACAAUUACCACCCGUCGCAAAACCUUUUAAAAACGAACAUGGAGAAACUGUCUAUCAAAAAAAAGAAAUGUGUUUCAAAGCAAAAUGUUGGUCUAAAACCAUCAAGUAUACUUUUGAAUUAACCAAUGUCUUUAGACAAGAAGAACAACAAUGGGUAUCUAUUUUAAAUUCCAUAAGAACAUGUCGAAUUGAUUCCAAUGCAAUUUCUCAACUCUCAAAAUUACAACACAAUCGAUUUGAUGGAAUGGAAAAAUCAACAGUCAUUCAUACUCUCAAUAAGAACGUUGAUGGUGUCAAUGAAAGUGAAUUAUUGAAACUCACUCCUCCACAUUUUAUUUUCAAAGAUCAUACUUACUUUUCAUAUGGAGAGUAUGAUCCAGGUGUAGAUCCUCCAACCACCAAAGAAUCCAUACGAAAUGCUAUUUUAUCAAAUUUUAAUUCAAGUAAUGCUGCUCAGGAAAUUAGUUUGAGAGUUGGUGCUCAAGUCAUGAUGAUUAAGAAUGAUUUUACCAAUCAAUUAGUGAAUGGUACACGAGGAGAGGUGAUUGGAUUUGUCAAACAAUCAGCACAAGAUUUAUAUUCCACGACAAAAACGUUGAAGCCUUAUGCUCAAACAUGGAUUGACGAAAAUGGAGAAUUAUUUCCAAAGGUUAUUUUUACAAGAGAAGAAAAUGGAAAGGAAUACAAGAUUAUCAAAAUUGUACAUCCAGCCAUCUUUGAAACGGAUGGUCCAAAGAAAUCGAAAGGUACUCGUUUACAAAUUCCUUUAAAACUUGCCUAUGCCAUGACUGUUCAUAAAACACAAGGUCUUACCCUCGAUAAGUGUGUCAUUGAUUUAUCAACAGUAUUUAGUCCAGGACAAAUUUAUGUAGCACUUUCUAGAGCCAAAACAAUGAAAUAUUUACAAGUGAAAAACUUUAACGCUUCAACACUAACAAGACAUAUCAAUAGAGAAGCCAUUGAAUUUUACAGAGAAAUUAGCAAAAAUGAUUCAUUCAUUCCUCAUGACAAAUCACCCAAAGAAAUAUUUAUUGCAACAUUAUUAUCAAAACAUUCACAAAGCUUUGCAGCAAGAAAGAAACAAUUUGAAGAUAUUUUAGAAAAAAUUGAUUUGGAAGGAAUUAGCUCAUUAACACAAAAUCCAAAAAAGAGAAAAACACAAGAAGCAUCUUCCUCUGGAUACUCUUCUGAAAUUAUGAAAAAGACUAAAAUGAGUCAAAAACCCUCAACCUUAGAAUCUGCCAACUCAAGUAAGCGUAGUGGUAAAUAUUAUUGUGUGGCCUCAGGGAGAAAGCCCGGUAUUUAUUUAACCUGGGAAGAGUGCAAAACACAAGUUGAUAAUUUCAGAGGAGCAAAAUUUAAAUCAUUCCCAACUCUUGAAUUGGCAGAACAAUAUAUGAAAGAGCAUGGAAUUAAUAAUUAUUAA